AACUCUUCUAGCUACUCAUAUCUAUAAAUAAAUACAUGUGUUUGAUCUCAAUGAUUCAAAACCAUAUCACUACUAAUCUGAUCAACCUCUUUAAAUUCUAGUCUCUACCCACUAAACUACUCGAAACACUGAUCCGAACCCAUAAAUUCCAAGUGAACAUUGCUUGGGUUUUCUACUGGGAAAAUGGCAGCUGCAAAUGCAUUCUCCAACACAAGAAGUACUAGCUCGAAGGUCCGGACAUGGCCAAGGUGUUCUAAGCAGAUUAGAGAGCAGAGAGCAAGGCUUUACAUCAUAUGGAGGUGUACCGUGUUGCUCCUUUGCUGGCAUGACUGAGGUCACCGAUGGUGAAUUGAGUUGAGUUGAGCUAACUUGAAUAGUCCAAGUUGUAAUUAAGCUCAGAUCAAGCUUCUUGAUUAAAGGGUAUUUGUAGUUUCUGAUGAUCAUGAAGGUUUGAGGUCUCAAUUCUUGGUGAUCAAUCCUAGGGUAUUCCUUCGGAAUUGUGUUAUAGGGGCAUAUAGUGUAAGAGCAAUAUUGACUUUAGUUUUUUAGCUAAUUAGAGUAGAAAGAUAGACAAAGCUUGAAGCAUAUGUACAUUUACCAUAUCAACAAAUCUUAUAAUAUCACACCUUUUUUCCGUUCUUUCUAA
Molecule: messenger RNA, 646 nt
Organism: Humulus lupulus (European hop)
Lineage: Eukaryota; Viridiplantae; Streptophyta; Magnoliopsida; Rosales; Cannabaceae
Product: small polypeptide DEVIL 14
Exons: 1
Coding region: 184-333 (49 amino acids)
Biological process (GO): negative regulation of cell population proliferation
Source: RefSeq, a predicted model, not a curated record